UUUAUGACAACAUAUUAUUACACAACAUACUGGAAUUGCGCUUGUUUAACUAAGACUGAAGUACACUUAAGUUUACCAGAACAUCACAACACAGCCGCAUUCCAUUACCCAGAACCUGCUGCCGAUUGAAUUGAAUCUUUUGCCUUUUCAUUGCAUCAGCCGCUCAGCAGCGGCUGCGCAUAACACACUUCCAGGCUAGGGAGAUCGACAGCACUACCCACCAAUAGUAUGCCGUGUUUUACCACCUCGCCUACUGUAGCAGCCAAUGACAUUUGUCGCUCGGCAGACAUACUUCUACCGCUGCCGUGCGCUCCCGCGUGCGUUGGUUUUGUAGUGUCUGUAUUGUGCGCGAAAUAAGAAGAUCUACUGAGUCCCAAAAUGGACACGUCCCUGUCUGCCAAUGACAUCCGCAGGAAGUUCAUUGAAUUCUUCGAGCGAAACGAGCACCAAUAUGUCCAUUCGUCGUCCACCAUCCCGCUGGACGACCCCACCCUGCUCUUCGCUAAUGCUGGCAUGAACCAGUUCAAGCCCAUCUUCCUGAACACCAUCGACCCCUCCCACCCCAUGGCCAAGCUCCGCCGCGCGGCCAACACACAGAAGUGCAUCCGCGCCGGCGGCAAGCACAAUGACCUGGAUGACGUGGGCAAGGACGUCUACCACCACACCUUCUUCGAGAUGCUGGGCUCCUGGUCCUUCGGGGAUUACUUCAAGCAUCUGGCCUGUAAGAUGGCCCUAGAUCUGUUAACCCAGGAGUUCGGGAUCUCCAUCGAUCGCCUCUACGUCACUUACUUCGGUGGCAAUGCCGAGGCCGGACUGGAACCCGAUCUGGAGUGCAAGCAGAUUUGGCUGGAUUUAGGCAUGGAGGAUUGUCGCAUCCUGCCUGGGAGCAUGAAGGACAACUUCUGGGAGAUGGGUGACACGGGCCCCUGUGGCCCCUGCAGCGAGAUCCACUUUGAUCGCAUCGGGGGCCGCGACGCCGCCCACCUCGUCAACAUGGACGACCCCGACGUGCUGGAGGUCUGGAACUUGGUCUUCAUCCAGUUCAACAGGGAGUCGGAGACAGAGCUGAAGCCCCUCCCCAAGAAGAGCAUCGACACAGGGAUGGGCCUGGAGCGGCUGGUCUCCGUCCUGCAGAACAAGAUGUCCAACUACGACACCGACCUCUUCAUUCCUUACUUUGAAGCCAUCCAGAAGGGCACCGGCGCCAGGCCGUACACGGGCAAGGUGGGAGCGGAGGACAGCGACGGCAUUGACAUGGCCUACCGCGUGCUGGCAGACCACGCCCGCACCAUCACUGUCGCUCUGUCAGACGGCGGGCGACCCGACAACACGGGCAGAGGGUACGUCCUGAGGCGGAUCUUGCGGCGGGCAGUGAGGUACGCCCACGAGAAACUGGCCGCCCACAGGGGCUUCUUCGCCACCCUGGUGGACGUGGUGGUGGAGUCACUGGGAGACGCCUUCCCAGAGUUGAGAAAAGACCCUGAUAUGGUGAAGGACAUCAUCAAUGAGGAGGAGGCGCAGUUCCUGAAGACGCUCAGUAGGGGGCGACGGAUCCUUGACAGAAAAAUCCAGAGUCUGGGAGACAGCACGACGAUCCCAGGGGACACCGCAUGGCUGCUGUAUGACACCUACGGAUUCCCCCUGGAUCUCACUGCCCUGAUCGCUGAGGAACGCGGCCUGGGCAUCGAUCACGAGGCGUUCGAGGAGGAGAAGAAGGCGGCUCAGCUGCGGUCCCAGGGGAAAGGGUCUGGGGACGAGGACCACAUAAUGCUGGACAUUUAUGCCAUCGAGGAGCUGAGGAACAAGGCCCUGCCGGCCACUGACGACUCCCCCAAGUACAACUAUACCUCUGAUGACAACGGGAACUACGAGUUCGAGCAGGUCACUGCCACCGUGCUGGCCCUGCGGCGAGAGCGCGCCUUCGUGGACGAGGUGCUCACUGGGCAGGAGUGUGGUGUGCUGCUGGACCGGACCUGCUUCUACGCCGAGCAGGGCGGGCAGACCUUCGACGAGGGCUACAUGCUGAGGGAGGAUGACUCGACGGAGGACAAAAUGGAGUUCACCGUGAAGAACACGCAGGUGCGCGGGGGCUAUGUGCUGCACGUAGGCACAGUGUACGGCUCCCUGCGGGUGGGGGACCGUGUGACGCUGCACAUCGACGAGGCUCGCCGCCGGCCAAUCAUGAGCAACCACACAGCCACCCACAUCCUGAACUUUGCCCUGCGGGGGGUCCUUGGGGAGGCGGACCAGCGGGGCUCCCUGGUGGCCCCCGAUCGCCUGCGCUUCGACUUCACCGCCAAGGCUGCUAUGAGCACGAAGGAGGUGCAGCGCACCGAGGAGAUCGCCCGCAGCAUGAUGGUGGACGGCAAGCCAGUUUUUGCCAUGGAAGCACCUCUGGCAGCAGCGAAGGCCAUCCAGGGCCUGCGUGCCGUCUUCGAUGAGACGUACCCGGACCCGGUGCGCGUGGUGUCCAUCGGCACGCCCGUGCAGGAGCUGCUGGAGGACCCCAGCGGCGCCGCAGGCUCGCUCACCUCCAUCGAGUUCUGCGGCGGGACGCACCUGCAGAACUCCAGCCAUGCCAUGCCCUUCGUCAUUGUGUCGGAGGAGGCCAUCGCCAAGGGCAUCCGGCGUAUUGUCGCGGUGACGGGAACAGAGGCACUGAAGGCCCAGAGGAAGGCUGAUGCCCUCAGGCAGUCUCUGUUUACCCUGGGGGAGAAGGUGAAAUCGCAGACCGCCCCCAGCAAGGACGUGCAGAAGGAGAUCGCAGACCUGACUGAGUCCCUGGGCACCGCUGUGACUUCGCAGUGGCAGAAGGACGAGAUGCGAGAGGAGCUGAAGGGACUGAAGAAGAUGAUGGAUGAUCUGGACCGUGCCAGCAAGGCUGACGUGCAGAAAAGGGUGUUGGAGAAGACGAAGCAGGUGAUCGACAGCAACCCCAACCAGCCCUUACUGGUCAUGGAGAUGGAAAGCGGGGCUUCUGCAAAGGCCCUGAAUGAGUCUCUGAAGCUGCUGAAGAGCCACUCGCCCAGCACAGCUGCUAUGCUCUUCACUGUUGACAACGAUGCCGGCAAGAUCAUCUGCCUGUGCCAAGUGCCCCAGGAGGUAGCAAAUCAGGGCCUGAAGGCCAGCGAAUGGGUGCAGGAAGUCUGCCCUCUGCUGGAUGGAAAAGGUGGUGGCAAGGACACGUCCGCGCAGGCGACCGGCCGGAAUACGCACAGCCUGCAGGAGGCGCUGGAACUGGCUGACGGUUUUGCCCGCCUGAAACUGGAUCUUCAGAAUUAAGAAGGGAUGCGCCAGGGGGUUGUGGGGUCCCGGCUGUUGUGGUUACUCUGGUUGGGACUGGUAGAUGUUUACAGAAGUUCUGACACUCUUCAGGUAAAAUGGGGUGUAAUGGAGCUGGGUGGGGGUGUGGGUUUUGUCAAGCAUCUCUCAUUGGUCUGCUUCGCUAUCCUGCCAGCGACUUCCUUUUUAUGUGAGUAAAGCCUUCUUGCACGCACUGGGAAUCUGUACAAUAAAUAUUUUAAGUUAAUCUUAAGGGAAUAGCCGUAGGACUCCCCUGCCAGCAUAGAUGUUUGUCUGAGCCCCCUUUGAGCCGUGCCACAGUCACACCAAAAUGCCCCCACCCCCCCAUCCUGGUCCUGUCUGCAGGAUGUCUCUUCCACCGCUGGCUGCAUGCAGGUCGUUGUCCUGCGCUGUUAAAUCGGGGUCCGGCCACUCAGUGCGUCAGUCGUGUAUCUGGACUGUCUGAUCGCUGUUGUAUAAAAUGCCUGCUUUCUUUGAUUCAGUCUGACACUUGAAUAAAGCAUAGAAACGUGAAUCUC
This is a messenger RNA of Brienomyrus brachyistius, 3821 nucleotides long. RefSeq names its product alanine--tRNA ligase, cytoplasmic-like. The transcript has 20 exons. Lineage: Eukaryota; Metazoa; Chordata; Actinopteri; Osteoglossiformes; Mormyridae. Gene Ontology annotation, cellular component: mitochondrion; cytoplasm. Gene Ontology annotation, molecular function: nucleic acid binding; aminoacyl-tRNA deacylase activity; alanine-tRNA ligase activity. The record is from RefSeq and is a predicted model, not a curated record. The coding region runs from base 379 to 3282 and encodes 967 amino acids. Gene Ontology annotation, biological process: alanyl-tRNA aminoacylation; tRNA modification.